Molecule: messenger RNA, 7736 nt
Organism: Carassius auratus (goldfish)
Lineage: Eukaryota; Metazoa; Chordata; Actinopteri; Cypriniformes; Cyprinidae
Product: probable ribonuclease ZC3H12B
Exons: 6
Coding region: 1-3063 (1020 amino acids)
Cellular component (GO): cytoplasmic ribonucleoprotein granule; nucleus
Molecular function (GO): mRNA binding; metal ion binding; RNA endonuclease activity
Source: RefSeq, a predicted model, not a curated record
AUGGUUUUGGAGCUCGCCGCGCCCGCCGGUGCAGGCCCUGCGCUCCAGCGCUGCAUCCCGCACAUCCAGCGGGUUUUCCGGGUCCGAGUGAGCUGCAGCACCGCAGAGUCCAGCUGCGAAAAUCCCAACGCCGGCUCCAGUAUCAUCGUAAACAUCGAGGACGGCAAGGAAGAAGAUUGCACUAAAGCUAAAGAGUACAUUGUGUCACUGAUUAGUCCUGUGCAUAAGCACCGUGAGCGUUUGACUCUUUGGCUGCAGCGGCGACUGCAUGCCCUACGUGCAGCUAUUGAGUACGAGAGCUGCGCUGUGGUGCAGGUGAGGGACCAUGCACUGGAGCUUCAGGGAGGUCAUGCACAGGUAAUGGCUGCAUGCGCCAUGCUGCAGCGCCUGAAGAUGGAGCAUCGCGGCUGCCGUGAACCCCAGCCCUUGCCCGCUGCUGCUGGCCACGACUCUCCAGAAGAAGAGGAGGAGGAGGAUGAAGAAGCUGCUGAAGACGGGAGUAGUUCUGAGAGCGAUGGCGAGGCAAGGUCACGGAGCAGUAGUUCUGGUGGAGCCGUCAGCACAGCAGGGUCAGGAGAAGGAGUGACCGGAAGGAAGCAGGACCUGCUCAUAGCAACCAAACCUCACCGGCAGCUAUGCCGCUCAUCCUGUUUGGACCGUCCCAGCUUCAGUCAGAGCAACACCUUUCAGGAGUUACGUGCAGAUGACACCCGCUCUGACUCCUCCCAGAGAGCCCUCGCUCCGCCCACCUCCUUGGCCCAAAUGCCCUUGCGUCAAACCAGUGAUCGAGAUUACCAAACCAAAAUGGACUUUGCUCUAAAACUGGGCUACUCCGGAGAGCAGGUGGAGUCUGUUUUGAGUAAACUGGGGUCCAGUGCUCUAAUCAAUGAUGUAUUGGCCGAGCUGGUGCGGCUAGGGAAUAAAGGAGAUCCAGAGAGUCAGGCAGCAGUGGGCAGCGCCGGUUUAAUGGCACGGGCAAUGGGAGCCAAAGAAGCCAUAAGCCCUGAGGCAUCACUGGAGGAAGACUCAUCAGACACGUAUGACAACCUCCGACCUAUCGUGAUUGAUGGAUCCAAUGUUGCCAUGAGCCAUGGAAACAAAGAGGUGUUCUCAUGCCUGGGCAUUCAACUGGCUGUUGAUUGGUUCCUGGAGAAGGGCCACAAAGACAUCACAGUUUUCGUCCCAGCAUGGAGGAAAGAACAGUCAAGACCUGAUGCACCAAUCAAAGAUCAGGAGAUCCUGCGGAAAUUAGAGAAGGAAAAGAUCCUUGUCUUCACACCGUCUCGCAGAGUCCAAGGCCGUCGAGUGGUUUGCUACGAUGACCGUUUUAUUGUCAAGCUGGCCUGCGACUCAGACGGGAUCAUUGUGUCCAACGAUAACUACCGAGACUUGCAGAAUGAGAAACCGGAGUGGAAGAAAUUUAUUGAGGAACGACUCCUCAUGUACAGCUUCGUCAACGACAAGUUCAUGCCUCCUGAUGACCCUUUAGGGAGACACGGACCCAGUCUGGAAAAUUUUCUCCGUAAACGACCAGUGGUUCCAGAGCACAAGAAGCAGCCGUGUCCUUAUGGUCAGUACAGCAAAAGUAAGAAGUGCACCUACGGCCAUAAGUGCAAGUACUACCACCCAGAAAGAGCCAACCAAUCACAACGGGCUGUCGCAGAUGAGCUCAGAGCCUUUGCCAAACUCUCUGCUGUAAAGACAAUGAGUGAGGGGGCACUUGCCAAAUGUGGGACCUCUGGUUCUUCUGCCAAGGGAGAUAGUAGCUCAGAGGCAAAGCGAGUGGCACCCAAGCGCCAGUCUGACCCCAGUAUCCGGUCAGUUGCAUGUGAGCAAGAAGAGAGACUCUGUCCAAUGCGGAAGGCCGAGGCCAGUUCUGUACCGUCUUUAGUGUCAGCACUUAGCGUUCCAACUAUGCCACUGACGAAAAGUCACGCUGCUGGCGCUCUGAACACACGCUCAGCGAGCAGCCCUGUUCCAGGGUCUCUGCACUUCACCCACAGCUCGCUUGAACACGCAGGCAGUGUCCAGUAUCCCCCCAUCCUAGUCACCAAUAGCCAGGGCGCCUCUGUGGCUUACGGUGAGCCGUUCCCAAAGUAUGACUCUGUGGUAAGCGACCAUGGCUACUAUUCAAUGCUCAGUGACUUCUCCACUAUGAGCCUCCAAGACAGUUUUUGCAGUCUUGAACAGCCAGAGCCUGUAGGGGUUGGUGGAGGAUAUCCAGGAAGAGCCAGCAUGUGUCCAGAACCUGGCCGAAGCCAUUCAUCAGACUCCUUCUCAUCCUACAGUGGAGAGAUGUACCUCAACUCAAUGGAGGGCAGCCUGGAUGACAGCAUAAAAGGGCCACCUUCGCAGUCCCAGACACAACCUUUGGUGCAAACGCGCCUUCAAGCCUUUGCUCACGGUUUCCACCAUGAGGCCUUGACACGUGUGCAGAGCUACGGAACGGAUGAACCCAAACCGGGUCCUCGAAAGCAGUCCUCCGCCCACCUAGCACCACACACCCAACACCCAGUUGUUGGCAGUCGAUCCAGCUGCCCAGGAGACUACCCUCCUCUCCCCCAGAAUGUGCUGCCUUCUGCCAGCCCCUCACAGCAGGGUCGAUCCUUGGGCAUGACUCGAAUGGACAGCAUCUCUGACUCACGGCUCUACGAGAGCAACCCGCUGCGCCAAAGGAGACCUCCUCUUUGCAGAGAGCAGCAUGCCAGCUGGGACCCUUUGCCGUGUGGUAAUGAGCCCUACAGUUAUGGAAGUUAUGGUUUAACGGGAGGUCUUAUGCCUUGCUGUGAAAGGGUGAUGGUCCGCAGCAUGCCCGAGAAGAUGGAGCAGAUCUGGAGGUCCCCAUGGGAUAGUGUGCCGCCUCCACCGCCCAGUGCUCGUGGGCCAGCGGAGGAACCCCAAGAGCGGCACCCUAUUCCAGAACAUCAGUAUCAAACCUACCGAAACCUCUGUAACAUCUUCCCGGCAUUUGUGGUCCAUUUGGUCAUGGAGGAGAACCCUCACAUGACCGAUCCCCAGCAGCUGGCUGCCGUCAUUGUCACCAAACUGCGCUCUUGCCACUAAGCACAUCACAAAUGGCUGCUAACAACAUCACCACAAUAUUUAGAUAUCCUAGUGUAUGAGAAAUUGGACGCCUUGAGAAUUUCGUAUUUUUGUUUCACUCUGAAGAAACAGCUAGCCCCCAUAUGUAAUUCUGAUUGGAUUGGAUCCAUUAGGAGGUUGGCUAGCAUGAUAGCAUUGAUGCUGCAUUGGUUAUUAUGUCAUCUUUUAAGCCAUAUGGGAGCUUGGAUCUUGUAACUUAAAAGUUUAGCAUAAAAAAAUUGAAAUCCCUCAUAAAUAAGUCCUGCUUUCUCCACAGUUUAGCUCCUGAGAUGGGCCAAAAAGUUCUUAAGGUUGUUCAUUAAGCCGACUCAAAGUGUAUCCACAUUGAGAAAGCAACUGCCUGCCAGUUUGAUGGCAGAUCUUGAGAAUGUGUUAUUUUGUUGGUGAUGAUAACAUUUAUCCUUUGAAAAAGAGUUACAUGAGAGAAAUCUCUUUGGUAAAAACCGAUCAGAAAUGAUCCUGCACAAUAUGAAUAGUAUUGUGUAUGUAUAUGUGUAUUCACUUGCAUUAGUGUGUAAAUGACGUGACACCGUGGUGUUUUUUUUUUGGUGUUUGAUGACUUGAUGUGUGAUUUUGGAAAGAGGAAUGAACGCUUGUGUACCUCAAAGCAUGACCUUUGAACUUUUAUGGCCUUACAUCAGAUCGACCCAGCCACACAUUAAGGUGAAUAGCACUUAAUAGUUGUGGAGGUCACUGUUUUGCAUUUGUUUUAUAAAGCGAGCACUGGGACAGAAAGGUUUAGAUCGGCCGUGCUGCAAUUCAGACUUUUUAAUUGGCUGGGCUGUAACUGCAAACCAACCCUGCAAUGUCUGUUUGCACACAUAUACGGAUACGUAUUUACGAAGCCAUUUUAAAAGAUUGAGCCAAACAGAAAAACAGUGUACAUUUUCCUGAUCUGAAAGCACUAGGUAUAUCUAGUUGGAGAAGAUAUUAUUCAUAUGUAUUUGCUAAAUGUUGUUGUUGUAUUGUAGAUUUUAAGAGAGAUGUUUGAGUAAGCAUGGGCUUCAGUAAAUCUCUCCCAGACAGCAUGUUAGCACUAUGCUUGACAGAGAGCGCCGGUCCCGUUUGGCUCGUUAGUCAGUAACUAUGUUUUCACAAGUAUUCACAAACUGGGGAGGAUAAUGCGUCUCUUCGGCAAAAUGCUCUUGUGCAGCAUCUAUUUCCUGAUUGAUGCCGAGAGACCGCCCCAUUUCAUCUGCUCCGCCCUGUAAAUUAACAUAUCUUCAGGAGAGCGUGAAUGUUAUUGGUCCAGAGAUGCUCUGGGUGUUUUAAAAAAAGACUUAAAUUGCUCCUUCAUUUUUUUUCAUGAGCACAGGAGUGGCCCCGUAGGGUCCCCGUUACUGCUCGUGGGAAGGUGUGACACACUGCCUACCUGUCUCUUCCUGUGCGACACACACGGAACACCAGGCUGUUGUUGGGUUGUUUCUGACAUUUGGCUGACAGUUCGCUUGCUGGCUCCUCUACCGCCCCUGACCCUGCUUCGAUUUGGACACAAAACCCAACCUCUCAGCUCUCUAAUACGAACAUGGACAGUUCUCCUUUCCUUUAGUUUUAUUUUUCAACAAAGUUCUUCCAGAAUGCAAUUAAUGAUUUAUUUUUUAUUUUUACAAUCUCUGAAACAAAAUAUUUGUAAAUGUUUUAUUUUUUAUGAUUAUUUACACAUUUUAGGCCAGAAACAUAUUUUUGUAAGUACAUAAUUGUAGACACUAAAGGCAUGUUCACACCAAUAACAUUAACUAUAUAACGAUAACGAUAUUAGCGUCCACACCAGCGAACGAUAUCGUCUGUUUAUUCUAAGUGCACGCAUGUCUGCCUCUUUAAAUUCUCAAACUCGUUACAGCAGGAUGGAUUAUUAUUGGAUGUCAUUAUUUUUUAUCAGCUGGAAAAACAUCUGAAGGUGAUUCUCGUUAUAGUUGUGGUGUGAACUCUGCUAUUCUUUAAUAUUGAGAACAAUUCGUAGAACUAUAUUUUUAUCGUUGUCUUGAUAGUUAUCGUUCUUGGUAUGAAGGGGCCUCAAUGCUUGAUCAGUGUCAUCAUGACAACUUUUUUGGCUAAAGGCAUCACAAGAACGUUCAAAUUCCUAAAUCCAACCCUAGCUUCCAUCUUGAACUGUGACAUCAAAGGCAGCAGAUGAUAAAAUAUCCAAUUUAGGACCUUUCAGAAAAUCUAGAACUGUCAAAAAUGUAUUCUAUUUUUUUUCUUCUUUUUUUAUGCCCUAAUAAUGUGCGUUUAGUAUUGCCUGCUAUAGUACCAAUUGUGUCCGAAUUGCAGUUCUGUUGUGCUAUGAAUUGUGACGUAUUUUGGAAUGCAGUGACGUGAAAGGUGUGGGGACAUUCAAUGUUUGGCAGAUUUUUGCAGACUAACUGCAGCCAUUUAAAUAGGAAUCCACAGGAUUGGAAAUUUACUUGAGGGCAAUAAAUUUCCCGACAGAGAUUUCGCAACUGGUUCAAGUUGGUCAUGUAGACUGAAAAUAUUUGCCCAGGAACUUUCGCUAAUUUGACUGCAUAUUUAGCAUCAUUCAUGUACUUACGCAGAGUAUGUUUCAGGCCUAAAUGUAUAUUUUAGUUUGAGACUGAAAUGUUUUAAUGGUUGGGUUUUUCCAUUUCCCCUUCUCCUCUGAACCUAGGAGCAAAAAAUCCCGAAGGUGGUGUUUCUAGAGCAAUCUAGAAACUAAUUUCUGGUAAGUUACGACAUUACUGUCCGCUGCUUAAGCUCCAAGGUUCAGACCCCUAUGCAGCUGAGCAGCAAGCGACCACACAUCAAAUGUCCAGAAACGACCUUUUGCUUGUUGAUACAAAUUGUAUCUAUUUCUUGAUUGUAAAAAAAAUAUAUAUUUCUGAGCUGUACAGUAUCACUUAUAUGAGUAUAUAUAUAUCUAUAUAUUUAAAAAAACACAAAAAAAGCUUAGUUUUAUUUAAAAAAAAAAAAAAAAAGGAUAAAGACAUAUAAUGCCAUAAUGUCAGUGAUACCGUGUGUCACUCGAGUAGCCCAUAGAGAUGGCUUAUUUCCUGCCGGGCAGACCACUACAGACAGGGAUCUCUCUCUCUCUCUCUCUCUCUCUCUCUCUCUAUCUAUGUAUCUAUCUCUCGCUCUCUCUGUUUCAUUUCUUUCUCCGUCCUCUCAUACCUCCUUUACUUUUCCAUGCCUUGAAAUUCGCUGUUUGAUGAUUAUUCUGGAAAGUGAUUAUUUACCUCAGUGGAACUGAACUUCAUUUCUGUUUAACUGAAGGAUUUUUAGGGGGUGGCUUUAUUUGCCAUUCAGUCUCUCUGUCAAAGGAAUAGAUUCAGGAGAGACCCAUUCUGACACAAUCUGUGUACUCCUUAUAUAUUUUCACUCUUUGUAAAUAUUGAAAAUGUAUUUCAGUCCUCUUGUAUUUGCACAGUAUUAGUGCAUUUCACAUACAUAAAGACACUCUACCAGCUUAUCUGCGCCGGAUCCCUCUCAUACACACACUUAAACUCGACGGGUUGCCCUGACAACCGCAGUCAGCUGAUCACAUGCUAUCAUUAGUACUGAAAUAACUAAUGUGAAAUGUUGACUAUUGUGUGCGCUGGUGUGAAUUUAUGGUAAAUUCACUGCUGUUUCACUUGUAACAUAGUUUACCUUCUACAGUAAAGUCAUGAAGGUUUCAGGUUGUAGAUGAGACUUUAAUUGGAUGGAAUUUGCACAAUAUAUAUAUUUUUUUGUUAUUUUUUUUUUUAGCAAAUGAAGUUGACGCCACACGCACACACAUUCUCUCAUGAGUAAAAUGUGAGCUUUAUCUGAGUGUCGUACUGAAAGAUGUCCACACAGACACAUGAACACACCUCGUAACCUGCCUUACAGUUGAACUUCUUUGGUUUGUGAGAGUUGAGCACAUUCUGACUGUACAGCACCGAACGUUACGCUUCUUGUUUGUUUUAUUUUUCUAUUCUGAUAAGCAGAAGCACUAAUGAAAUUAGUGUUUUUUUUUUUCAGAUUAGUCUCUACUGGUUUCUGAAUGGACAACCUGAUUUAACUGCACGAACUGCCAUUUUUUUCUUAUUACGCUUGACUAGAAUGUCCAAGAAACUACAGGACAACUGGACCCCCCUAAAAAAAGUCGCCGGCUGCAGAGCUGAUGUAAUCUGUACAUUAUGUUUUCAAUAUUGAAUACACCAGCUAUAACUCGCUCAAACACUCUCACCAACAGAUUGAUUCUCAGGAACAAACCGAUGUGUUAUUUCAGCUCCUUUAUGAAAGACAUUAUCUUUGAUGUUUGCUCUUAUAAAACUGCGGCGAUUUGUGAAGUAGCGUGGAUGAUCUUGAAAACGUGUUCUUAAAUUGGAGUUUUGUUGUUCAUUUAACAUUUCCUCCCCUUAUAUUGUGGGUUUUUUUGCGCCUUCGCGGGGUGACUGGGUGGUCUUAACAAUUUUGAGUCUCGUGCUGUGAUGAAGAUGACAUACAAUAGUAUGUUUUACUCUCUACUGAAUGAAACGUGUUGCUUUUAAACUUGUUUUCAAUAUGACAAAAACAUGAACCCAAAAAAAGAAGGAAAGUGAAAUAGGGUGGAAAAACUUUAUAACGCUUUGGGUCUGUGGACUCAAACAAAAAUGUAAGUCUCAAUGACAAAAGGUGUUUGUUCCUCUCAAUAAAGCCAGACUGUAUUUGGUUAA